Messenger RNA from Ictalurus punctatus (channel catfish), 1633 nucleotides. RefSeq lists its product as uncharacterized. The record is from RefSeq and is a predicted model, not a curated record. The coding region runs from base 246 to 1097 and encodes 283 amino acids. Lineage: Eukaryota; Metazoa; Chordata; Actinopteri; Siluriformes; Ictaluridae. The transcript has 5 exons.
GCAGCCACAGUGCACCAGAACACACACCAGCUUUUUUUUUUUUGCAUGAGGUCUCUCAUCAUCUUCCUGUUGUACUUCCUUCUACACUUCCCUCUGUACUUCCUGGUUCUGUUUAUAGCCAUAUUGGGUGCAUUCUAUUUUUAUUUUUUUUCUUUCCUGGAACAGUUUUUAUUUGUUACAUGUCAUGACCAAGUCAGUAUAUAAACACACCCAACACUGAGUGUGAGGUUCUUUCUGAAGAAGUGAUGAAGAUGCUGCACCUGUCUGUGAUUCUGCUCACGCUGUCCGGUGUUUUCACACAGGACAGUGGAUGGCGUGUGAAUUAUCUCGAGCCGAUCUGUGCUGUGAGAGGGUUCAGUGUCUCUAUUCCCUGUCGUUAUGCUUAUCAGUCAUUAAAUCCCAAUAUUCAGGUGACACAAAUGCUUUGGUGCUCAAUGAACUCAAACACAGGAGGGUGUCAUAACCCCCCGUAUGUUUAUAACAGCUCAUCAAACAUCAAGUCAGACUUUGAGUACGUUGGAGACAACAAAUCAGACUGCACUUUGUUAAUCCACAAUGUACAGUUCAGUUAUUCUGGAGAGUACAAAUUCAGAUUUAUAACUGAUCAGACUGGUGGAAAAUUCACAGGUGAUUCUGGAGUGAUUCUACAAGUUGCAGAUUUAAAGGUGUCACUAAUCAGGCUCAGUGGAAACGGAACCCUUAAACAAGGAGACUCGUUAAAUCUGACGUGUGAUGUGAACUGCACACAAAGUUCCUCACAGUUUGUGUGGUCUAAGAACAACGAGCGCUUACCUGAAUCAGGACCCGUUCUUCACUUUCCUGCUGUAACCGUGAGGGAUUCUGGGAAUUACACCUGCACUUGGAGAACCAACAGGGCGUCAGGAUCUAAAACGAUCAGCCUUCUCGUCGAGGGUGAAGAAUCCAAUCCUGCACAUGGGUCAAUCUGGAUCAUUGUUGUGGUGACAGCUGGAGUGGUUUUCAUCAUCUUAGUCAUAUUAGGAGCUGUCAUUUACUACAGGAGGUUUCUGAGAGAGCGCAGGAGUGUCAACACCAAGCAGCAGAAGAUGGACGAUUCUGGUAUCUAUGCUAACGUAUAAUAACAACGAGCUAAUCACACUUUCACCCCUCACACACAACUUAAAGGUUUACGACUUUUCUGUGUGCAUAUUCACUUCUUAUAUUUUUAUUUCUGUUCUUAUAACUUAAUUUCAUGAUAUUUAACUUGGCUAUUAAUUAUCUACAUUUAUUGUAAUUUCAGCCAUGGAGCAAUUUUAAAGCUGGUUUAGAAACAUAGACACAAACAUGCAGCAUGAUGGUGUUUUUUUUAUUGAGGUUUAUUAUUAUUAUUAUUAUUAUUAUUAUUAUUAUUAUUAUUAUUAUUAUUAUUAUUUCACAUUCAUGCUCUGGAACAAUAAAAGAGUGUUUCUUAAAGUAUAAAUCACGUGAUUUUUUUGUUGUUGUUCAAGAGGAUCACGGUUAAGACACGUUAAUGAAUUCACAUCCUGAUGUGAAGCCUGACUGAGCAGAUGAAGAGAAAAUGAAAGCCGAUGCUUCUGAAGUAAUGGUUUGCAGAAAUUCUCCAAGUUGUGCGUAUAGGGUUUCAGGAUUUCACCACUUGCUGGCAGUGUUGCUC